GAGAGGAGUCGCUAGUAAGUCAGUCUCGCACAGCCCAGUUCGUGGAGCGUCGGGUCGCUUUGAACGCCGCCGGGUUGCACCUCGCAAGCAUGGGGGGCCGUUUCUGAAGGCGACCGCUGACGGAUCCUCUCUCCCACCCUCCAUGGCUGUGGACGCUGCUUCCAGUUUCAGCUUCUGCCGUGGCAGUGGGCUGGAGCACACGGUGUCAGCAGAGGACCUGAAUUACCAGCUGCCCCGCAAGACGGCCGGCAGCCUGACCUGGCAUGAUGGGCGGGGCCAGAAGAUGGCAGGGGGUCGCACAGUGAAGCUGCUACAACAGCCGGGAACGGAGGCCCUGCAGAUGCGCCCAGGGGAGGCCUACGCCGUGUACCACACCAGCCCCACGCUCUCCAGCCUGUCCAAGCCGGUGGUGCUGUGGACCCAGCAGGACGUUUGCAAGUGGCUGAAGAAACACUGUCCGCACAACUACCUGACGUACGUCGAGGCCUUCUCGCACCACGCCAUCACAGGACGGGCGCUGCUGAGGCUGAACGCGGAGAAGCUGGAGCGCAUGGGCAUCGCGCAGGAGGCCCUGAGGCAGGAGGUGCUGCAGCAGGUGCUCCAACUGCAGGUCCGAGAGGAGGUCCGUAACCUGCAGCUGCUCAGCCGAGCUUCCUUUGGAAACCCUCCUUAGCUCAUCUACCCGUAAGGCAGCCUUCUCAGACAAACUGGACUCCUGAUUGCUCUGGGAGGGACUGUAUGACCCGGAUAAGUGAACGGAAGAACCCGCACCUCUGAGCGGACCGGAACCUGCUACCUUUAGCCAGCUAGAAACCCAAUCCAAAAAAAAAUGCUGUUUUUCUGGUUUUAGAGGAUAACACUGUGUUUAAAUAUCGGUCUCAUACUGUAAUAUACUGAUACAAUAUGAAAUUCAAAAUGAAAAAUCCAUGAGGGAACGAUUUCAGUGACUCUGGCCGUCACUCAGGACUGCUCACACGACUAUUCAUACCUAAACGGAACGUCGUUGAAAUCCAAUGUGUGUCUAAGGACCUUGAUGACCAGAGUAGAGCUUGAGUGCGUCUCCAUAGUUACUGUGUUUCUGUAAUUCUGUUAACGUAGCCUGGCGAGGCUCGUAGCAUUAGCCGCACAACUUCCCGACUGAUUGGUUAGUUCCUGUCAUGUGGCAAACUUGCAACCAAUCACCUUUGAAUGUUCAUGCUAAAUGUUUCCACGAUGUCCUGUUUUUUUGGUUUUUAGUUUUCUUGGCGCAGACGUUACGUGAAAUCUGACUGUGCCGACUCGACUGAAUAUGGUUGCUAAGAAACGCAUCGUAUCUACACAUUAGUAUGGAGUUUUAUCUUUCAGAGUUCGGGUUUGUAAGACACUUUUUUUCUCCAUGGUUCAUCUAGGCCCACCAAGUAGUUUCAUUUACAUUUACCAUCGAUUUUGGCUCCUCCUCGCCUACUCGAGCAAUAAUUAAGCAGGUGUAGGUUUUACUGCUCUUCUUAACGGCUGCCGAUCUCGCUGACAUGAGUACAUUUUAUUCAGAGCUUUUACUUUCUACACAGCAGAAUGAUUAGCAUCUGCUCUAACUUCACUCCACGACUUCCUGUCUUGGAGACCCAGUCAUUACUCGAUCUGUUCAGUAAAGAAUCAGCUUUCAAAUCUUUGCUCAAGCUGAACAAAAAUAUCUCUUCGUGCAAUGUGGUCGUGUAGGCUGUAGAUUAAAAAGGCAGAAAAAGAGA
Molecule: messenger RNA, 1724 nt
Organism: Brienomyrus brachyistius
Lineage: Eukaryota; Metazoa; Chordata; Actinopteri; Osteoglossiformes; Mormyridae
Gene: samd10b
Product: sterile alpha motif domain containing 10b
Exons: 5
Coding region: 143-673 (176 amino acids)
Biological process (GO): cell surface receptor protein tyrosine kinase signaling pathway
Cellular component (GO): cytoplasmic side of plasma membrane
Molecular function (GO): protein binding
Source: RefSeq, a predicted model, not a curated record